Carassius carassius (crucian carp) is the source of this 2539-nucleotide messenger RNA. RefSeq names its product zinc finger protein 385B. Bases 365 to 2017 code for a protein of 550 amino acids. The record is from RefSeq and is a predicted model, not a curated record. Gene Ontology annotation, molecular function: nucleic acid binding; zinc ion binding. The transcript has 11 exons. NCBI's taxonomy places the organism in Eukaryota, Metazoa, Chordata, Actinopteri, Cypriniformes, Cyprinidae. Gene Ontology annotation, cellular component: nucleus.
UGCCAAUGGCGAAGGCUUGUGUCAUGAAUAAUACUCCAGCAGCCAUCGCCGUAGUAGGAUUCGUAGACUCUAGUCUGGACGCGGCUCGUCGCCUCACAGUCCGUGUUCGCCGUGCAACCUGCAACACAGAGUGACGCCAAGUCUGUUCAACUUUACCGGCAAACACCGGCUGUUCAGCUCUCCAACCCCAGUGACAGGAAGUGCCACUAAUGCUAGGAACCGUCUCCUUGUGUGCUUUCAAAUAGGGUGGUUUUUCUUCAGGCUGAAGGGCAAAAGGAGACACUUUUUUUUUUUUUUCUUUCUCCUCCUUUGGCUCAGUGAGAGAGCUGACAGCCUGGUUCUGUCAGGCGAUGAACUGUCAGGUAUGAAGACCCCCUUGAGUCCCACCCAGCUGAUAGAAAAUGGACAACUGUGCUUCGCCAUCCAAGGCUGCAUGGAGGUAAAGGAUCCCAGCAACUCCAACAUGCAACUCCAGCAGGAGAAGAAGAAGCUGCUCUACUCGCUCUGUGAAGUCUGCAACAUCCAGCUGCACUCGGCUGCGCAGGCUCAGGUCCACUACAAUGGAAAGUCUCACCUCAAGAGGGUCAAACAGUUGAAUAAUGGAGAGCUGCCCACGGCGAGCGCCAGCUCGACUUCUACUCCUCUGCAUUCUCUCAGCAGCGGCAGUCAAGGAAGUUCCUGUCAUAGCAACACACUCCCCGCAUUGGUUCGGACUCCUUCUCUAAUGAUGCAGUCCGGUCUGGACAUGAAGCCUUUCAUGACCUUCCCAGUGGAGAGCUCCUCUCCAGUCGGCCUGUUCCCCAAUUUCAAUACGAUGGACCCCGUCCAGAAAGCAGUAAUCAACCACACAUUUGGAGUCUCCAUUCCUCCCAAGAAAAAGCAAGUUAUUUCUUGCAACAUCUGUCAGCUCCGCUUUAAUUCAGAUAAGGAUAGAUGUUUGGAGCGACAUGAGGGUGAGCAAAUGAUGACAGAAUUUUUUUCUGGUGGAACUUUCCCUUUAAUGUUCGCGAAACAUAAACAGAGCCAAGCCGAGGCGCACUACAAAGGCAGUAAACAUGCCAAGAAGCUCAAAGCACAGGAGUCCACGAAAAAUAAGCAGAAAAGUGCAGCCGCCCAGGACAGCGGCGCUAAGACAAUCACCACCACCACCACCACUUCCUCCUGCACUGCAGUCACUGCCAGCUGCUCUGACCAACCAGAGAAAAGCACAGAGCCGCUGGCUGCGCACAAAGUCCCUGCCUCCCCGCAAGCCUUUUUGCCUGUUUGUGCUCCCGCUGCGCCUGCAGUGGCAUUAGCGCCCAGCCCUUGCAAGACAGCACCCGCACAUGCCAGCCCACCCACUGAGCCGACAGGACUCGCAGCGGCCCUAAAAAACACCUCCAAACCAGCAGCGCUGCCAACGGCCCCGUCAGAGCCCAGCGUGGAGUCCGAGGAGGAGAAAGCCAAGAAGCUCCUGUACUGUUCGCUGUGCAAAGUGGCUGUCAACUCCCUCUCACAGCUGGAGGCGCACAACACAGGUUCAAAGCACAAAACCAUGCUGGAGGCACGAAAUGGAGCGGGUCCCAUUAAAGCGUACCCCAGACCCGGGUCCAAACUCAAAGUUCAGGCCACACAACUGAACAAAGGCUCAGGCUUACAGAACAAGACGUUUCAUUGUGAAAUCUGUGAUGUCCACGUCAACUCAGAAAUCCAGCUCAAGCAGCAUAUCUCCAGUAGGCGGCACAAGGACAGAGUGGCAGGCAAACCCACCAAACCCAAAUACAGCCCUUACAACAAGCAGCAGCGGAGCUCCGGCUCUCUGGCAGCCAAACUCGCCCUGCAGAACGACUUGGUGAAGCCCAUUUCACCGGCUUUCCUCUCCACGACCUUCUGCCCCACCACAGUCCCGUCCAUCUCCCUCCACCCUCGCCCCAACACCUCCAUCUUCCAGACAGCCUCGCUUCCGCACUCAUUUCUCCGUGCCGCUCCGGGACCGAUCCGACCCACCACAGGCUCCAUCUUGUUUGCGCCUUACUGAGGGAGCAGCCACAUCGGAGCGGACGUUUCUCCAACUAUGCCACGCUACGGCUGUAUGCUUAAAACAGUGGUGUAUUUAUUAAAACUUUAUCCUCAACUGUCCUCACAGUCACAAAACCCAGGAAGGAUGUCGUCUUUGUGAGGGCUUUUGCAUUUGAAACACUAAAAAUAAACGAGAAAAAGUGUUGAAUUGCUUCCUGAAAGACUUGAAUUAUCAUGGUCUUCCUUUUCAACUCAAUCAACCAACCAACUCCAGACAAGCACAUGUCUUGAGGCGCUGUCAGAAACCAUCCCAAAUCUUCCCAUGUUCAGUCAACGGCUUGAUGUUGUCAGGGAGCCUGUGAUGCAGUUUUUGGCCUGUGUGCUGUCUUGUAUCGUGUAGUCAAUAAGCUCAAUCACCAGUACUUCAGUGGCGCCCACUCUUUCCCUUUUAACAGGAAACAUAGCAUUUCUCUUCUCCACAUGUGUUCGGGUUCCUCUUUUCAGCAUAGAAGCAGAUUCAACUUGUUUUCAUCACAAAACA